Molecule: messenger RNA, 1122 nt
Organism: Blepharisma stoltei
Lineage: Eukaryota; Ciliophora; Heterotrichea; Heterotrichida; Blepharismidae
Source: the annotation of a GenBank genome assembly
AUGUCAUCCAAAAGUCCGUUAAUAGUGCAGAGAUAUCCACGCAGACUCAAUACUACUCCUACUGCAAAGAAUACAUUUACUAAUAACUUAUUAGCUUUUCGCACAAAAACUCCUCUUUCUAACAUAAAAAAUACAGAAACCGCAUAUAUCAACCCUUUAACGAAUUAUAAAGCAGAAGCUCCGAUAGUGAAUAGACUAAAAAGAAAUGCAUCAAAUUUGCCCACAAAACUUACUGAAAAGAAAAUAAUUAUGAGGUCAAAAACUCCUAUGGUUUUAACCUCUCCUAGGCCCUUGACAGAAGAAAAAGAUAGCAUCUAUUCUGGCUCUACUAGCGAUUACACGAUUGGUUCUAUUAUUGGUUGCGGAUCUUAUGCCGUAGUGCGGGAUUCAUAUAGCAAUCUAACGAAAAACAGAUUCGCGGUAAAAACAUAUGAAAAGACCAAAAUAUCUGAUCCUCAAAAGCGCAAAAAUGUAAGAAACGAAAUAAAAAUUAUGCAAAACCUUAAGCAUCCAAAUAUUAUUGGAAUUAAAGAAGCAAUAGAUUCUCCAAAGCAUAUUCACAUUGUUAUGGAGCAUAUAGAUGGCUUAUCUUUGCAUAGCUAUAUCAAGCGAAAAACUAACCGUCAAAUCCCAGAAGAUGAAGCUAGGCAGCUAUUUACUCAAGUUGUCAGAGCUGUAAAUUAUUGCCAUAAUUUAAAAAUUAUUCACAGAGAUAUCAAGCUUGAAAAUAUUCUACUUGAUGGAGCCAAAAGCAUAAAAUUAAUUGAUUUUGGAUUUUCGACAAAUGUUUUUGAUGAAAAAAUCAAAAUGUUUUGCGGAACACCAAGUUAUAUGGCUCCUGAAAUCGUAAGCAAGCGCGAAUAUUUUGGUGGCCCCGCUGAUGUAUGGGCGUUAGGAGUGCUAUUAUUUGUGAUGCUGUCAGGUGUUUUCCCUUUUGCAGGGAAUUCUGAUAGAGAAGUAUACAGAAAAAUAUUGAUAGGCAGCUUUGAAAUUCCCACUGUUGUAGCUCCUCAAGCAAGAUUGUUAAUUAAAAGAAUGAUUCAGAUAGAUCCUUAUAAAAGGCCAACAUGCCAACAAAUUUUAGAAGAUCCUUGGAUGAAUCCAAAUAAGGAAAACUUAUAA